Molecule: messenger RNA, 663 nt
Organism: Paraglomus brasilianum
Lineage: Eukaryota; Fungi; Glomeromycota; Glomeromycetes; Paraglomerales; Paraglomeraceae
Source: the annotation of a GenBank genome assembly
AUGUCUAGUCCUUGGGGCACACCAACUUGUCCACGAUGCCAAAAGUCCGUUUAUAUGGCUGAACAGGUAAUCGGGCCCAAUGGACCUUGGCAUAAGGCCUGUUUGACUUGUAUUGACUGUAAGAAACGCUUAGACUCUUAUACUCUGGCAGAGCAUGAGGGGGAGGCUUAUUGCAAGAACUGUCACGGACGUCGGUUCGGUCCAAAAGGCUAUGGUUUCGCCUCAGGAACGUCAUUCCUGAAUACAGAAAAACCUGCCUCCAAACUUGGUGUUGAUCCGACUUCUCCCACAACACCCAUCGAGAGAUGCGCUUCUCCGCCCACCUCUCCGAGAUCCAUGUCGCCUGCGUAUAGCAUAUUCAGUUCUCGAUCGCAGUCCCCUCGUGGCAAUUCUCGAAGGUGGAGUGCACCAGCAACUAGCGAUAUGUGCCCCAGAUGCAACAAACCGGUGUAUGCUGCAGAGGCUGUGUUGGGUGCAGGAGUGAAGUAUCAUAAGUUGUGUUUAAGAUGCAGUAGUUGUAGUAAGUUGUUGGAUUCAACUAACAUGACUGAUCGAGAGAGUAAGAUUUAUUGCCGUGGGUGUUAUUCAAAGGAAUUCGGUCCAAAGGGAUACGGAUAUGGUCAAGGUGCGGCAUUCCUCACUACGGAAGGAACAGCCAGGUGA